Molecule: messenger RNA, 2994 nt
Organism: Stomoxys calcitrans (stable fly)
Lineage: Eukaryota; Metazoa; Arthropoda; Insecta; Diptera; Muscidae
Gene: dx
Product: protein deltex
Exons: 5
Coding region: 164-2266 (700 amino acids)
Biological process (GO): Notch signaling pathway; protein ubiquitination
Cellular component (GO): nucleoplasm
Molecular function (GO): zinc ion binding; ubiquitin protein ligase activity
Source: RefSeq, a predicted model, not a curated record
GAAGAAGAAUAUUAAUUAAUAUUAUACUAAUUCAUUAAUAUAAUAUAAUAAUAAAUUAAUAACAUACUAAUUCACUCACACACACACACACGAGGGGACAUUAUGGAUUGACGCUUAGAAAUACAUUGCUAGCGGCAGCCAUAAAUGUAAUUGGAGCUGCGAUAUGGCCCAUUUAAAUAAUGGCAAUGCAGCUGCGCCACCCAAUACGCAUGCUGUUGUUGUGUGGGAGUAUGAAUCUCGUGGAGGCAAGUGGUUGCCUUAUUCCCCAGCAGUGUCGCAGCAUUUGGAGCGUGCGCACGCGAAGAAGCUAACUCGUGUUUUGCUGAGCGAUGCUGAUCCAGAACUAGACAAGUUUUAUGUGAAUGUGAGAACAAUGACACAGGAAACGGAGGAAGGUUCGGGUCGUUCCAUGGUGGGUGUUAGGCGUAUGUUUUACACACCCACAUCACCAGCUGGCAAGGGCACAAAAUGGGAAUGGGCUGGUUCUGUUGCAGGAGAUUGGCAUCCUUACAACAUGGAGGUGCAGUGCAUCAUUGAGGACGCCUGGUCGAAGGGCGAACAGACGCUUGAUUUAUGUGGGACAUCAAGUCUUCCAUAUACUAUUAAUUUUUGUAAUCUUACGCAAACACGUCAACCAAGCGGUCCAUUAAGAAGUAUUCGACGUACACAGCAAGCGCCCUAUCCUCUGGUAAAACUUACUUCGCAACAGGCUCAGCAAUUGAAUCCUAAAUUAAAUUAUUCGGAAUAUGGACCGAAAAGGAAUAAUACUCUUCCAAAAUUAUCAGCCAAAUCUCAUUGCGUUGGCGUUGAGAGCAAUAAACAUCAGCAACAACACAUCCAUCGGUUGGCAUCAAAUGGAGUGUUUUCCAUGCCCCCAUCAAGUGGCAGCCGCCAGCAACAUAGUCUCCCAUCUUCUUCAUCGUCUCACAAUCAAGUCCAACAAUCUCAGCCAAAUACUUCGCGUAAAUCUGGCAAACGCAAUGGCGAACUCUCCACAGCGAAUCUCAGGCAAAUUUUGAACAAUCUCAAUAUUUUUGGCAGUAGCAGCUCCAAACACCAGUCUUCUUCACACAAUCAUGGUAUUCUAGGUUCAUCAUCGUCAUCUGGCAGCAACAACCAGCAUUCCCAGCCAUUUUCACAUUCUACUAGUGUACUCACAUCCUCCAUGAGUAGCCAUCAUAGCCGUUGCUCGGAGGGAUCCCUGCAGUCCAAGCAUAGCAACCGAAUGAGUAUGCAUCGGUCGCGUUCGCGAACUCGCGCUUCCGAUACUGAUACGAAUAGUGUGAAAUCUCAUCGUAGACCCAGUGUCGACACGGUGUCUACAUAUUUAAGUCACGAGAGCAAAGAAAGUUUGCGCAGUCGAAAUUUUGCCAUAUCCGUUAAUGAUCUUUUAGACUGUUCACUAGGUAGUGAUGAAGUGUUUGUGCCUUCAUUACCUCCACCCGCAUCAAUGUCAUCUGUCUCCGCUUCGAUGAUAACAGAUAGGGCGCCCGCGCCCCCACCCAUUCCCAGCUCGGUCUCUGUUUGCGGCUCUGUGGCGACGUCUGGUACGUCGUCGAUUAUCUCCCACUCCUCGUCGUCGCAACAACAGCCCAUAGCCGGCUCGAUUGUUGGUGUAGAUCCUGCGAGUGAUAUGAUCUCACGAUUUGUUAAAGUUGUUGAUCCACCACAGUGGCCAAAUGCUCAGCCAUGUCCCAUGUGUAUGGAGGAGCUGGUGCACAAUGCACAGAACCCAGCAAUUGCCCUUAGUCGGUGUCAGCAUUUAAUGCAUUUGCAAUGUCUUAAUGGCAUGAUUAUAGCCCAGCAAAAUGAAAUGAAUAAGAACCUAUUCAUUGAGUGUCCCGUAUGCGGCAUAGUGUAUGGCGAGAAAAUAGGAAAUCAACCCAACGGCACCAUGUCUUGGACUAUCCUCAGCAAAAGUCUCCCUGGUCACGAGGGUCAAAACACCAUACAAAUUGUAUAUGACAUUGCUUCUGGAAUACAAAAUUCUCAGCAUCCACAUCCGGGCAGGGCAUUUUUUGCCGUUGGCUUUCCUCGUGUGUGCUACUUGCCGGACUGCCCCCUGGGCCGGAAAGUUUUGCGUUUCCUAAAGAUAGCAUUCGACCGCCGUUUGUUGUUUUCCAUAGGUCGCUCUGUUACCACUGGUCGCGAGGAUGUCGUUAUCUGGAAUAGCGUUGAUCACAAAACACAAUUCAAUAUGUUUCCGGAUCCCACCUAUUUGCAGCGUUGCAUGCAGCAACUAGUGCAUCUAGGUGUUACUGAUUGAUCAUACAAUAAAUCCUUCUAAAGCACUUGUCAACACCGCCUUAUUUCCCAAUCUAAACAAGUGCAAUUCUCCAGAAUCAUAUACAUACCACAAUAGCGAUACACACACCGCUACACCAGUUUGAGAUACUCAAACUUUAAAUUGAACUGACUUUUUGCUAAACAUAACAACAUAUUUAUAUACUCCAAGUUUGACAUUAAGACCAAUGGGAGACCUAGUGUUUAUAGCUGUUGCAGAUUGCAACCCAGCUUUUCGUUUUUCAGCCAACUCUUGUUUUUCAAUUGCAAACAAUUCUCAAUUCUCGUAACACAAAAACACUUUGUCUUUUAUUGUGAUUUUUAAUUAUUGUUCUUCCAUUUUUAUAAAGACUAUGUCAUUUAUUUUAUAUAUAUAUAUUUUUUAAUAUGCGAAUAUUAUUUUAUGUUUCGUAGAUGUAAGCUUUAGAAAUGAAUUAAGCUAUCCUAAAUACAUACACACACACAACAUACAGGCGUGGUUUGUAUUUUAAGGUUCAUUAUGCCCUUAUAAAUUACAAUAACAAUCGUCGAGUAUUAAUUACAAUAUAAUAUAGUUGUAAUAUUUUUUUUUUGUUUUACCUAAUAGACUUUAGAAAGAGAAUAUUAAACGUAUGUAUUUGUUCAUUCAUCAGAAGAGAGCCUUACUCAGUAAAUACUGUUUGGUUCACAUAAUUCUCGCAAAUAUUAAUAAAUCAUCAUUAAAAAAAUAAA